AUGAUGAACUCUCAUGAGAUGGAGAGAUUGGAUUCCAAGAGCUCCGUUACGAUGAUGAUGGAAUCUCCUUCCACUUCUACCAUCGUUCAUAUGGGUAUUCCAAAUAGCAACGUCAGCUCACCAACAAUGAUGCCAACAGCAAAUGUUGAUGAAUCGGAAGAGCUCUCAUCAUCCCAAUACAUUUGUAGCAUCAAUGAUUGGGACGCAAACAAGAGGAAGAAAAAGAAAGGCUGGUUCGGCGUUUCUGUUCCCAAAUUUCCAAGAAGCAAUUAUUUGAAAACAACCAAGUAUACAUGGUGGAACUUUCUUUUUGUUUGUUUUUUCAAUCAAAUGAAAAAGAUCGGUAACAUUUAUUUUACAUUCAUCAUGAUUAUUGCCUUAGCGAUCCCAGGCGUUUGGAUAUCUGGCUCACCGCUUUUGUCUAUUGUGCCAAUUGCUAUCAUUUUGGGUGUUAAUUUUAUACGAGAGGGAGGUGAAGAUUUUUUCAGGUAUCUCAAUGACAGGAAAGUUAAUAAUGCCAAAACAAAAGUACUACGAGACAAUGAAUUUCGAACAGUUGCCACCAAGGAUGUUCGUGUGGGUGACAUUGUAAAAGUAGAGGAAAAUGAAGAAUUUCCUGCUGACUUGGUAUUGAUUUCAUCCAACUUUGAAGACGGAAGUUGUUCCAUUGAAACGUCAAACCUUGAUGGAGAAUCAGCCUUAAAAUCAAGAUAUUCUCCAAGUAAUUUGUCAACCUAUAAUACGUCACAAAGAUUGUCAACCUUAAAAGGUGUGAUCAAAUGUCAAGAGCCCAAUCAACAUUUACACAAAUUCAGAGGCUCUAUAACCGUGGAUGGAGUUGACUCUCCAAUUUCACAUCAAAACCUACUACUCAAAGGGUCUGUGUUAAAAAGUGGUUUUAUUCAUGGUGUAGUGGUGUAUACUGGAAAAGACACAAAAGUUGCCAAAAAUAUGCAACAAACCACUCUCAAGUUUAGUUUUAUUAAUACCAUGACGAACUUUUUCAUUUCCGUCAUGUUUGGAGUUAUGGCCAUUUUUGUGGUGUUAUUUGUUAUUUUAGAAGCAUAUUACGAAUUUACGUAUGCUAGAAAAGCUACAUACACAGGAAAGCUAAAACCAAUUGGUAUAUCUGAUGGUCUUUGGGUUGUUCACUCUAUUCUAGUGUUCGUUGUGCUAUUUAACUUAUUCGUUCCUGCCUCUUUAUUUGUUACCUUGGAGUUUGUAAAAGCUGUGCAGGCAAGAUUUAUAUCCAUAGACAACAAACUUUGCUACUCUGAAAUCGAUUCCCAUACUGGAAAGAAAAACGAGACAAAAGGAGCAGCAAUUUCGAGCGACCUUCAUUCUGAUUUAUCUCAAGUGGAUGUUAUUGUGACCGACAAGACUGGUACUCUCACUGAAAACUCAAUGAAUUUUAACAAGCUAUGGUUAUUGGAUGGUCCCACUUUUGACGAUACCAUGGGCGCAGGUGACAUUCAACUGGCUUAUUCAGAUGAAGCAAGAUCUGAGUCAAAUUCAACACAAUCAGUAGUGCUGAACAAAACCAAAACAGUGUUGUCAGAUGAGCAAUAUUUCACAGUUAUGGUUUCAUUAUUGACUCUUUCAUUGUGUCACAAUGUAACUGUUAGAAUUGGCGACAAUGACAAAAUUACCUAUGACGGAGAAAGCCCUGACGAAAUAGCUUUGGUUAAAGGAGCGUCAAAUAAUGGAUUUGUGCUGAAAUACUUUACCGAAAAGAAGACAAUAUUGUCAAUUUUCAAUAAGGAAUAUACAUUCGAACGGUUAGCCGAAAUUGCUUUCACACCGGAGAGAAAGAGAAUGUCAACGUUGUUUAACAUACCAACAGAUUUCUUGCAAGAUUAUCCGAUAUUUUCAAAGAUGGCAUUAAAACACAAUGUGCCAGAAGAGGACAUUCAAAACGGAAGUGGUCUUAAUUUAUGCCUUAUCAAAGGGGCAGAUACUUUCGUAUACCCUUGCAUUUCUAAAGAUUGUCUCGACAAUUCAAAACAGAAAGUGGAAUCUCAACUUUUAGAUUUUUCAAAAGAAGGACUUAGAUCUUUAGUUCUGGCAUACAAGUUUGUGCCCAAUUCUGCAGUUAAUAACUGGCUUGAAACCUAUUACCAGUCAAAGAAAGAAAUUGUUGAUUCAAAACAAUUGGAACUUCUUCACAAAGCAGAGUCAGAAAUGGAAAAUCAAAUGACCAUUUGUGGUGCCACAGGAAUUGAGGAUAGAUUACAAGUUCAAGUUCCAGAAACGUUAAAGUUUUUCUUCGAUGCAGGGCUCAAAAUAUGGAUGGCAACUGGCGAUGCACGAGAUUCAGCUAUACAUAUUGCAAAAAUUUCCAAGCUUGUCAGCGAAGAUACUCCAAUACUUUACAUGGAAUAUAAUCAUAGCACCUAUGAAGAUGUAUUGGCAGAUGAGUUGUUACAGAAGAUUUCCCAAAUGCCCUCUCAUCAACAAGAGAAUCUGUCACUUGUGAUGGACGGCCACGUUAUGAACAAGACGGAAGUGUCUAAAUCACUUGUUACUCUCUUGGAGAAGUGUAAAACCGUAAUUUGUUACAGGUCUACUCCAAAACAAAAGGCCAGUCUCGUACAACUUCUAAGAAGCAAGUUGAAGAAAAAUUGUCUGGCUAUUGGUGAUGGUGCCAAUGAUGUUUCCAUGAUUCAAAAAGCCAAAGUUGGAGUUGCUAUAAUUGGUAAAGAAGGUCAGCAAGCCAAACUUGCGUCAGAUUAUGCCAUUCCUAAAUUUUUCAUGUUAAAACGUUUGCUUGCAGUACAUGGAAGAUAUUCCUUCAAGAGAUCAGCACAGUUUGUCCAAUAUUCAUUCUAUAAGAACACAGUCAUUGCCUUUGUUCUAGUGCUCUACAACUUUUACAAUUUAUAUUCUGGUCAAACGUUGUUUGACGGAUGGGUCAUUACAUUUCAAAAUUAUAUAUUCACUUUGUGGAAUCCUUUCAUCUUUGGCUUGAUAGAAAAAGAUAUUACUGAGGACUUCUUAGAGGACCCAACCACAGGUCCAACACUUUUUAAGAAUUUAAGAAAAGAGAAUGUAUUUAAUUGGUUUUCAUUUAUUAAGUGGAUUUUUGGCUCAUUCAUCCAUGCGGUCAUUAUUUUCUUUUUCAACAUGUAUGGGACAGAGCCAACCAUGCUUGCUAAUGGGCAAAGUGAUGAUCUUUGGUUGAGAUCGACACUUGUGUACACCUGUGUAUUUGCAGUAGUCACAUUGAAAUGUUUUUUAGAGAUGGAACAUUAUACUAUUUUGCACGGCAUUGCCAUGCUUCUCUCAGUGUUGUGCUUCACUGGAUAUGUGAUUGUAUAUACUAUCAUUCCAUCUGCCUUAACGAAUGUGUGGUUUAUGGCAAUGAGAACACCCACAUUUUGGUUUAUUCUUCUAUUAUGCGUGGCUACAUGCUUGGGUAUUGAUUUAAUUUUCGUUUCGGUGAAAGUCAUUUGGUUUCCUGACAUGUACCUUAAAUUGAGGAUGCAACACAAAAAGAAUCACCAUGUAAAUGAAGAGAAGGACCAAGAAUUGCAAUACACACAGUAA
Molecule: messenger RNA, 3546 nt
Organism: Naegleria lovaniensis
Lineage: Eukaryota; Heterolobosea; Eutetramitea; Acrasida; Naegleriidae
Exons: 5
Coding region: 1-3546 (1181 amino acids)
Biological process (GO): phospholipid translocation
Cellular component (GO): plasma membrane
Molecular function (GO): ATP hydrolysis activity; ATP binding; magnesium ion binding
Source: RefSeq, a predicted model, not a curated record